AUGAAGAUGAUGUUCGAAAGGGUGUUGGAAUGUACAACAGGACUUGAAGAAAUGUUAAAAGAGCGUAGCGUUGCUGUGGAUAUUAAAGAUAUUCUGUGCAGAUUCACAACUGACGUUAUAGGAUCAGUAGCUUUCGGACUAGAAUUUAACAGCAUGAAGGAUGCCAAUAUCAAAUUGAGAAAGUAUGGUGAUUAUACUUUCGAAAACAGUUGGCGCAAGAGGUUCAGUAUUUUCCUCGAGAAUACGUUUCCUACAAGGUUCAUAAACAUCGUAAAUGAAGUGGGUUUUUCAUCAAGGAAAAAAGAAAUCGAAACGUACUUCGUAGACAUGAUUCGAAAAACUGUUGACUACAGAGAAAAGAACAACGUUUUUCGCAAGGAUGCUUUGCAUCUUCUGAUUCAAUUAAAAAAUACGGGUAGAGUGUUGGGAGAUGAAGAAGCAGCUUUAAAGGGAGACAAUGAAAAUGUUACGGGUGGUAUAACGAUGAAUGAGUUGGCAGCACAGGCUUUCGUAUUUUUCGUUGCUGGCUUUGAAACAUCUGCGACUACAAUGACAUUUGCUUUGUUAGAAUUGGCACAAAAUCCGGUUGUUCAAGAGAAAUUAAGACAAGAAAUCAAACAAACUCUUAAACAAAACGAAAACAAAUUAACCUACGAAUCGCUUUUGGGAAUGGAGUAUUUAGAAAAGGUAAUUUCAGACAUGAUUCGAAAAACUGUUGACUACAGAGAAAAGAACAACGUUUUUCGCAAGGAUGCUUUGCAUCUUCUGAUUCAAUUAAAAAAUACCGGUAGAGUGUUGGGAGAUGACGAAGCGACUUUAAAGGGAGACAAUGAAAAUGUUACGGGUAGUAUAACGAUGAAUGAGUUGGCAGCACAGGCUUUCGUAUUUUUCGUUGCUGGCUUUGAAACAUCUGCGACUACAAUGACAUUUGCUUUGUUAGAAUUGGCACAAAAUCCGGUUGUUCAAGAGAAAUUAAGACAAGAAAUCAAACAAACUCUUAAACAAAACGACAACAAAUUAACCUACGAAUCGCUUUUGGGAAUGGAGUAUUUAGAAAAGGUAAUUUCCGAAACAUUAAGAAUGCAUCCGCCAAUUCAUCGGUUAGCGCGUUUGUGUAACAAGGAUUUUAAUAUUCCAAACAGCGAUUUGGUAAUCAAAUCGCAAACGCAAGUACUAGUUCCGGUACUUGCUAUUCAUAACGAUCCCGAGUAUUACCCGAAUCCAGAAAAAUUCGAUCCGGAAAGGUUCAGCAAGGAAGCGAAAGCCUGUAGACCUUCCAUGACUUACUUUCCGUUUGGAGAUGGACCACAAAAUUGCAUAGGUCAGAGAUUUGGGAAACUUCAAGCCAAACUUGGUUUGUGUACAGUAGUGUCAAAUUUUAAUGUUACACUAAAUGAAAAAACCAAGUUACCAAUAGAGUAUGACUUAAUUACGGUCAUUACUGUUAAAGGCAAUUUUUGGUUGAAUUUGGAACCUUUGGAAAAGUAA
Phyllotreta striolata is the source of this 1488-nucleotide messenger RNA. NCBI's taxonomy places the organism in Eukaryota, Metazoa, Arthropoda, Insecta, Coleoptera, Chrysomelidae. The record is from the annotation of a GenBank genome assembly.